Molecule: messenger RNA, 2306 nt
Organism: Carya illinoinensis
Lineage: Eukaryota; Viridiplantae; Streptophyta; Magnoliopsida; Fagales; Juglandaceae
Product: LEAF RUST 10 DISEASE-RESISTANCE LOCUS RECEPTOR-LIKE PROTEIN KINASE-like 2.2
Exons: 3
Coding region: 291-1406 (371 amino acids)
Biological process (GO): protein phosphorylation
Molecular function (GO): ATP binding; protein kinase activity
Source: RefSeq, a predicted model, not a curated record
UCUUUCUCGUCCGAGUCAAUGCAGAAAAUGAGGAGGAUACUUCCUCACCUCCUCGGACUCUUCGGCCGUGUGGUAAGUUUGAAGGGAUUUUCCAAAUGCACAGACCACGACCUGCUUUUACAAGUCUCCCCUUCUCCAGUUCCCGAGUCUACUGCCGUGUUAAACUGAGAAACUCCAUAAUAUAUCUGAAGCCAGCAGGAACAACAAAAAUAAUUAUCCAAACACUUGUCUGUUUUAUCGAUCCGUAGAGUAAUAGGUUGUUGCUGGGGAAUUGGGAGUUUAAUUGGGAAAUGGCUUAUGUCUCCCUUGUUGUUUUCUUUCUUCUUUCAUACCUCGGGUUGCUUCUUUCGGCCGGACAUGUAGAAACAUACCCCCAUAACUUCUGUCCAUUUCGUUGUGGAGAUCUGGAGAGGAUCGGCUUCCCAUUCAUCAAUAAUAUCGAAGCCUCGAAAUGUGGUGUUGGCAUCGUAAGUUGUAGAAAUGAAACCAAGACGAUCGAACUGGUGAUCGGUGGAAGACAGUACGAACUUACAAGCAUUAGAAGUAGUCAUGAACAGCCUAAUGCUUAUGUCCUGGGUGUCUGGGACCAGAAGCUUUCCGAGAACGUGUCUUCCGGUAGAUGCGAAUUCAUAACCAAUCCGACCAUCCCCCCCAAUUCUCCAUCCAUCUCUUUUCAACUCGAUUCACCCAUUCGGACCCUGUUCAAAUGCAACCACACUGUCGAAUCUAGUAUUGACCAGACAGAAUCGAACGAUAUUAAGUGCAACGACAAUUAUAAAGUCUACGAUCGUCUUCCAAGAGAGAGUAUUCCUUCUGGAUGUUCCAUUAUUCAUCUCCCAUAUAAUAAGACAGAGGGAAGUGACCCGUAUCAACCAGGACCACCAAUAGUACCCGCUGAGUUCGAACUUCUAGUGCAUGUGCGGGAAGAUUGUUACCAGUGCGAUGAGAGAGAAGGUCAAUGCCCGGUUAACCUCGACAGAAAAUUUAAUUGUCCAAAGAAAGGGAAGAAGAGUAAAGUGUUGGAGAUAGCCUUGGCCACUUUAUCUGUUGUCAUUGGAGUUCUAAUAGUUAUUGGCCUCAGAUUCAGGCGAAAGUUUAGAUCCAUUUUAAACAAUGAAAGUCUAACACAUCAAAAUGUUGAAGCCUUUCUAAGGAAUAAUGGACCCUUUGGUAUAAGAAGAUACAGUUACUCAGAUAUAAAGAAAAUGACCAACUUCCUCAAAGAUAAAUUAGGCCAAGGAGGUUAUGGUAGUGUCUACAAGGGGAAGUUACAAGAUGGGUCUUUGGUGGCAGUAAAAGUUUUGAAAGGAUCAAUAGGAAAUGGAGAGGAAUUCAUAAACGAGGUUGCCAGCAUUAGUAGGACCUCACAUGUCAACAUUGUUACUCUUAGGGGCUUUUGUUUUUAGGGUUCCAAAAGAGCUCUUGUUUAUGAAUUUAUGCCUAAUGGAUCUCUAGAGAAGUUCAUAUUUAAAAAAGAUUCACCAUCUGAUCAUCAAUUGCAAUGGGAAACAUUGUAUAAGAUUGCAGUUGGCAUAGCUCGAGGAUUGGAGUACUUGCAUAGAGGUUGUAACAAUCGAAUCUUGCAUUUUGACAUAAAGCCUCACAAUAUUCUUUUAGAUGAGAACUUUUGCCCAAAGAUUUCGGAUUUUGGCCUCGGGAAAGUAUGCCCUAGAGAACAAAGUAUCAUAUCAAUGUUGGGUGCAAGAGGAACUGCAGGAUAUAUAGCUCCAGAAGUAUUUUGUAGAAACUUUGGAGGGGUCUCACACAAAUCAGAUGUUUAUAGCUAUGGAAUGAUGAUUUUGGAAAUGGUUGGAGGUAGAAAGAAUAUAGACACUGAGGUUGAUCGUACCAGUGAAAUAUUCUUUCCAUAUUGGGUUUAUAGGCGCCUUGAACUCGAUGAAGAACUAACAUUGAAUGGUCUCAUGACUGAAGAGGAUCGACAAAAUGCAAAAAAGAUGACAAUAGUGAGCUUGUGGUGCAUACAGACUAACCCAUCAAACCGGCCUGGAAUGAGUAGAGUUGUCGAAAUGUUGGAAAUGAGCCUUAACUUCUUACAAAUCCCUCCUAAGCCUUUCUUGUCUUCCCCGUCAAGAUUAGAAGCUGAUUCUUCGACUACAAUGGUUCUAUCUCACUCUAGUUCUAUAGUGCCCUAAAAAGAAUCUUUUUCUUGAAUACAAAAUCUUAAUUCUCAAAAGCAAUGGUGUAUGUUUUUUAGUUUUAUCAAAUAUUAGCCAGCUGAUGCACCUUCAGUUGAAGACUUGCCUAACUUUGAUUGCUUAAAAUAUGCAGUAUUAUUUGGCUUGAUA